AAGGCGUUCAAAAUAUAUAUAUAUAAUAUACUGUCGUCUCAACCAUGAAGUCGACGACUAUUUCCUAUUGAAAAACUCAUAAUUUCUUGUUAUUGUCGUCAAUACACCUGUAGUUUUUAAUAGGUGAUAGUUCACCUACAGGUUACCCCAAAAAAAAGUCAUAAUAAUAAUAAUACUGAUGAUUAUAUAAUAAUAACUGGUGUUUAUCUGUCUGUGUGUGUGUGUGUGUAUGUAUGUAUGUGUGUGUAUGUGGGAUAUCCCGUCCACUAAUACGACUACCACUACUAAAUGUGUUCAAAGUAUAGCCAAAAACAACCAAAAAAUUCACAACAAAUCGUCCGAACCUUCCGAUAGUUAAUAGUUAGCCGAUAGCCCCUCACACCCCCCGAUAAUAAUGACUGAACGCCACCGUAUGACCGAUGCCCGUAUCGCCGCCCUAGUGGUCACUGCCAUUUGUUCCGUGUCGACACUUAUCGGGUUUGUUACGCCCAAUUGGCUGGCCUCCGAUCGGCGACUAUACGGUGCAAAUUUUGUUAAGCUCGGUCUAUGGGAAACAUGUUUCCGAUCCUAUCAUAACCCCGAUGACUACGAUCUGACCAAAUAUUAUUCGGGUUGCCGGUGGAUAUUUGCCGACGAAUACUAUACUAUUAGACAUCUAUUGAUGCCAUCCUUUUUCAUUGCCACCCAAGUCUUAUAUACAAUUGGUUUCAUAUUUUUGUUGGUCGCCUGUAUCGGCGUACUGGCCAUUCAGCUAUGUUUUGUUAUCGAUCGGGAAAUAUUUGCAAUGAAAGUCCUAUCGAUUACAAUGUUUUUGGCCGCCUUAUUUACGACAAUAGCUGUACUAAUAUUCGGUAUUAGAGGCGACGAUCGUGAUUGGAUGCCCGAUCACGACCACAAUUUCCUGUCCUGGAGCUACGGUCUGGCCGUAGUCGGCGUCUUUUUCGAGUGGAUGUCGGCCAUAUUGUUUUGGGCCGAAAGCCGUAUACUUUACAAGAAAGAGCUCAAACGGGAACAACAGAUGUUUAAUAUGGAGCCGACAAACAUCAAGGCUUAGUGGGGGUGUGGGGGAGUGGGAGGAGGA
This is a messenger RNA of Oppia nitens, 1081 nucleotides long. RefSeq lists its product as uncharacterized. Gene Ontology annotation, cellular component: membrane; septate junction. The transcript has 3 exons. NCBI's taxonomy places the organism in Eukaryota, Metazoa, Arthropoda, Arachnida, Sarcoptiformes, Oppiidae. The record is from RefSeq and is a predicted model, not a curated record. Gene Ontology annotation, biological process: regulation of tube size, open tracheal system; septate junction assembly. The coding region runs from base 395 to 1054 and encodes 219 amino acids.